UUCGAAGAUCGCCUCAGAUCGCCCGAUGGGGUUCCCAUGGCGAUUGUCCCGGUGACCGAGUGGCCCGAGGGCGCCUCCCUCGGUGACGCGGAGGUGGAUGCGCUCCACGUGGCGCAUCAUGCGCAGCCGCGGCAGGUGCUCGGCUGUCACAGGCUCAAGAGCCAUGAGAGCAAUGAAGAGGGCGAUCUCUUUGUCUUCCGCGUCUGGCACCAGUCGUUAGAAAGGGACUGGGAGGCCGAAGACUUGGAGGUUCUGUUGCAGUUGGAGGGUGUUUCUCCGCCGGUGCCCAUGCGGCGACGCUGUGCUUGGCUAUAUGAAGCUGUCUUGCGACUGCCGGCUGAUUGGAUCCCGGACGAAGACGACGCGGCCCAAGCUCCUGUGGGAGGUGUGCUGCGCCUACCCAGAUAUCAGGUCUUGAUCCCUGAGCAGGAUCAUCCUCUCCAUGAUGCCUUUGGCUAUGUUGGCUUCUUGCUUGCAGAGGUGGAGAUCGACCAGUUUCAAAGCGGACAUUUCCUGCACGUCGCAGAUGCCUUGGGGUGUCACUGCGUGUGUGCAGGUGGAGUCUACGGCCUUCGCUUUGCCACCUGGGCUCCGCGCGCGGUCUUCGUGAGCGUGGUUGGAGAUUGGAACAACUGGGACGGCCGUGCUUGUCCGAUGGCGAAGCGCUUUCGCGCGGGCAAAGAUGGUGGCUUUUGUGGUCUCUGGGAGAUCUUUGUGCCAUUUGGCGAACUCUCUGACGUCCCCUUUGGCCAGAAGUAUGGCUUCAAGAUCCAUACCUUGGCGGGGACAGAUCUGGUGAAGAUGGACCCCUAUGCCCAAGAGAUGGAAGUGCCCAGCGACUUGUACCACAGCCCUGUCUUCAAUGCUUCGGUGAUCAGCAGCUGUGACGACAGUUAUCGCGCCAAACCCUUCGAGUGGAGUGACGAAGCAUGGAUGCAGGCAAGGGAAGAGCGCGGGCAAGUGAACACCGCCCUCCUGCAGCCGAUGGCGAUUUACGAGGUGCACCUAUCCUCCUUCCGCCGUGGUGCCAAUGGGGAGUUGAUGAACUACCGGGAUAUGGCGAAGCAGCUUGUGGAACACGUCAAGGCGCUGAACUUUAACUGGGUGGAGCUGAUGGCUUUGGCGCAUCAUCCUUUUCAAGGCUCUUGGGGCUACCAGGUGAGCGGGUACUACAGUUGCUACUCGCUCUUGGGAUCGCCCGAUGACCUGAAGUACCUCAUCAAUCAGCUCCACGAGGCCAAGAUCGGUGUGAUCAUGGACUUCGUACCGGCGCACUUCUGCAAGGACGCCUGCAGCUUUGGCGAUUUCGAUGGCACCGCCACCUUCGAGUACGAGGACCCCCGUGAAGGCGAACAAAGGCAAUGGGGCACCAAGGUCUUCAACUUCCGCCGGAACGAGGUCAGGAGCUUCCUCCUGGGAGCGGCGCUGUUUUGGGCCGACAGAUACCAUAUCGAUGGAUUUCGCUGUGAUGCGGUCUCCUCCAUGAUCUACCGGAACUUCGGGAAGUCGGAGGGCGAGUGGAUCCGCAACGAGCACGGGGGCGACAGCAACCUGGAGGCGGUGUCCUUACUCCGGGAGCUCAACAACUCCAUGAAGGAGUUUUGGCCUGGUGUGAUCAUGAUCGCUGAAGAGUCGACCGCCUGGGAAGGUGUCACUUCUUUGAGGCCAGCAAGCUCGUCGCUGGGCUUUGACCUGAAGUGGGACUUGGGUUGGAUGAAUGACACUCUCAUCUAUCUUGAGGAGCCCGCUUGGAACAAGCCAUCGAACCACGACAAGCUCACGUGGCGUGCCACGUACAUGCAGAACGAGCGCUAUGUGGUGCCUUUGUCGCAUGAUGAGGUGGCGAACAUGAAGGGCAGCAUGAUCGAAAAGAUGGGGAAGAAGGAGAAUCUGGGCUUCUACGAGCGAGUACGUUUGCUGUGCGCUUUGUACGGCUACCAAGCCUCCGGAUGUGGACGACCCCUUCUGUUCAUGGGUCAAGAAUAUGGCCAGGGCCGAGAAUGGAACUGCUAUCAAUCUCUGGAUUGGCACGAGGGAGAGGAGCCUGUGCGGCGAGGCCUAUGCGUUUGGCUGAGUGAUUUGAUGGCGGUCUACAAGUGCCAUAAGCCUUUGCACAUGGGAGAUGAUCAGCCGCACCAGCGACAGUUCCCAGUGGGCUGCAAGAGCUUUGAGUGGGUCGAAAACAACCCUGGAGCCUGUGUCAUUGCCUUCUGCCGCCACUGGAAGGGGGAACGGCCUGUGAUGACCAUUUGCAACUUCGGAAGUCAGUAUCAUCAUGGAUAUACCAUCGGCAGUCCCUAUUGGGGAGGCCCGUGCCCAGCGGGCGGAAAGAGAGAUCAUCAGCCCUAGCGACAUGAGAGCGAAACGCGAACAGUCGGGGCUUGGUUCUUUUGUGAGCUAUUGGGAGCGAUCGGACGCUACGAUCGGGGCUCCUGGCAUCGCUACUAACGCUACUAGUUGCCCCUUUAACGAGCCGGACGCGACAGCCGAUGUGAACUGGAUGCUUGCCGGUCGUGCCGGAGGCUGGGAGGUGCUGUUGAACUCGGACGAUGGCCGCUACGGUGGCCGUGGAGGCGGUCCUGGCAACUCUGCAUGGAUCUGGAGUGGCCAGGCGCGGCCGGACUGCAGCGAUUCGCUGACCUUGGACUUGCCCGCCUGCAGCUGUUUGGUGCUGUUGGCGCCCGAGAAGUUCCAGGAGUUCAAGGCCACCCGCCCGCCCGCGGGGAUCAAUACCACGGAUCUCAGCUGCGCGGACGUCGAGUACGGCUUGGCCGAGAUCGGCUUCUGACGCGGAGAGCGUCCCAUCGGCUUCCCCGCAGCGCUGACGAGUUGGGGGCGAUUGGUUAAAGAGAGGUUUCGUACGU
Durusdinium trenchii is the source of this 2864-nucleotide messenger RNA. Lineage: Eukaryota; Dinophyceae; Suessiales; Symbiodiniaceae. The record is from the annotation of a GenBank genome assembly.